UGCUAAAAGACAUGGCAGCUGUACGUUGGUGAUCCUACACUUCUUCCUUCUGUGUCCCUCUCCGGUAACUCUCGAAGUCCAACUUGAGUCCCAAUCCCAGUGUUACUGUUACAGCGCUAGUCUUCAUACAAGAGGAUAAAAGUCACAGUCGCGGCAGUGCAUUUAAUAGAGGAGGUGAGGAAGGAGCAGAGAGAGAGAGGCAAGGCAGACAUCCCGACGCAGUCGCUCACCUUCGUCCUUUCCGUCAUCCAUAGCUCGGUUAGCGAGGGGAGAUGAGAUGGCCCCUAUCAGGCUCUUCUUCUUCGUUCCCUGCCUCGGCUUCUUCCUCUUGUCGGCUGCUGUUGCUGUGCUUGGGGUGAAUGAGGGAGAGGACGAGGCCAUGGAGGGCAGCGGUGUGAGCUUGGCGGUGGACCCGAGCUUCCAGUUCGCGAACUCGAGGCUGAGAGACGCCUACAUUGCGCUGCAGACGUGGAAGCGCACCGCCAUCUUCUCCGACCCGCAGAACCUGACGGGCAACUGGGUUGGCCCCGACGUGUGCUCCUACUUCGGCGUAUAUUGCGCCGCCUCCCCGGACGAUCCCUACCUCACCGUCGUCGCCGGCGUCGACCUCAACCACGCCGACCUCGCCGGGUACCUCCCAAAGGAGCUCGGCCUCCUCUCCGACCUCGCCCUCCUCCACCUCAACUCCAACCGCUUCUGCGGCACCGUGCCCCCCACCUUCGGCCGCCUGCGCCUGCUAUUUGAGCUGGACCUCAGCAACAACCGCUUCGUCGGCAAGUUCCCCGAGGUGGUGCUCCACUUGCCGGCCCUCCGUUACCUCGACCUCCGCUUCAACGACUUCGAGGGACCCAUCCCUCCGGGGAUCUUUGAGCGGCCCCUCGACGCCAUCUUCCUCAACUCCAACCGCCUCCGCGCCGGUAUCCCCGCGACCCUGGGCUCUUCCCCCGUCUCCGUCCUUGUCCUCGCCAAUAACGACCUCGGCGGGUGCAUCCCCUCUUCCAUCGGCGGCAUGGCCAACACGCUUAACGAGAUCAUCCUCCUCAAUGACAACCUCACCGGCUGCAUCCCGCUCGAGGUCGGGCUGCUCCGCCGCGUAACCGUCUUCGACGUCAGCUUCAACCGCCUCCAGGGCCCGCUGCCUGAGUCCGUUGCCGGCAUGCAGAGCGCCGAGCAGCUGGACGUCGCGCACAACCGCCUCACCGGGCGCAUCCCCCCGGGCGUCUGCGACCUACCCAGCCUCCAGAACUUCACCUACUCUUACAACUUCUUCACCGGCCAGCCGCCGUCCUGCGGGCGCGCCGGGAGGGCGGUGGCGUUCGACGGCAAGGUGAACUGCAUCCCCGGCCUGCCGGACCAGCGCUCUCCCAAGCAGUGCUCCUCCGCGGCCGCGCAUCCCUUCGACUGCCGCAAGUCCAAGUGCUGGAGUGGCGGCGCCGUGCCGUCCCCUUACACCAAGCCGCCUUCCCCUAUGCGGCCGCCGAAGUAUGCUUCUAGGAGACGGCAGCUACCGCCGCCGCCGGCUCCGGUCGGGGGCAAGAGUCGAGGCUACUUUAAGCGAGCUUCGCCACCGCCGCCGCAGUACGAAUCAUCGCCUUCCACAAGAUCCCACCCCCCGCCACUACCGUCAUACUCGCCGAAGCAAUCGCCGCCGCCAUCACCAUCGGGCUACCAUGCUUCUUUAUCACCACCUGCCCCUCCUACGCACGGCUACGAACCAGCAAAGCCUCCCCACAUCCCAUCGCCACCCACAACUGUCUCACCUCCAACGCAGUAUUAUCCAACGCCUUCUCCUGUCCCGGUUCAGCCUCCGACAUAUACUUCUCCUCCGGUUGCCCCGCCAUCACAAAAGCCAUGGCAAGCUCCACCACCACCAGCAGGGUACUCGUCACCGCCUUUGCCCAAGUAUGCUCCUCCGCCAUUGGAAUAUUCGUCGUCACCACCACCUCCGCCGCCCGUGGUGAAGCCAUCUCCUCCUCUUCCGCAUGAACAUCCAUCACCUCUGCCAUCUACACCAAAGCAAUCUCCCCCGCCGUCGCUUCCACCACCAUCAGAACUGCCACCGCCACCAGCACCGCCCAAGCGCCACGAGGAGCCUGCGCCGCCAAUACUACCCCCUGUUGUGGGCGUGUCGUAUGCUUCGCCACCACCGCCGGUGAUACCCUACUACUGAUCGCGCGCGGCAAACUCGUCUCUCUGCUACUCUUCUCCCUAUAUCUUCCUCCAAUUCCUUCUUUGUUAAUUGAUCAUUACAACUAGAUAUUCUUUUUGUUCUCGCCCUUGUUCGUCGUCGUUCGCUUAUGCAAUGCAUCGGAGCAAGUAUUAUUGCUCGGAUUAGCUUUC
This is a messenger RNA of Musa acuminata AAA Group (dessert banana), 2340 nucleotides long. Its product is annotated as leucine-rich repeat extensin-like protein 4. The record is from RefSeq and is a predicted model, not a curated record. Gene Ontology annotation, molecular function: protein binding. Bases 278 to 2170 code for a protein of 630 amino acids. Lineage: Eukaryota; Viridiplantae; Streptophyta; Magnoliopsida; Zingiberales; Musaceae. The transcript is spliced from 2 exons.